UAAAGAGAGAGAAAAGGAAAAGAAAAAACUUUUGCUCUCUUCUCUCUCUUACUUCUCUUUCUAUUUCUCUCUAUCCAUUGUGAGUCUUGAGAUGCCAAAGCCAUGUCGGAUCCUCCGUCAACAUCAUCGGAGCCACCGCAGCACCGCCAUCACCACCACCAACAAAUUCUACAUUUACCUGUAAUCCACGGCGGCGCAUCCGCCGGCGCCGGCGCUACCCGAAUGAACACUGUCGCAGCAGCAGCAGCCUCAUCUUCGACGGUAAUAGUCCGAGAGUACCGGAAAGGAAACUGGACUCUCCAAGAGACGAUGAUUCUAAUAACGGCGAAGAAGUUGGACGAUGAGCGGCGGAACAAGGCGAACUUAGGCCCUGCUCCGGCGGAUCCGGCGGCGAGGAAGGGCGGCGAGCUACGGUGGAAGUGGGUGGAAAAUUAUUGCUGGAGCCACGGUUGUCAACGGAGCCAAAAUCAGUGCAAUGAUAAAUGGGAUAAUCUCCUCCGCGACUAUAAAAAAGUCCGCGAGUACGAAUCCCGCGCGUGUGAUCAACAACUUCCCCAAAUUCCUUCUUACUGGAAAAUGGAGAAACAUGAGCGAAAAGACAAAAAUCUCCCUUCUAAUUUGGCGUUUGAAGUUUAUCAAGCGUUAAACGACGUCGUUCAAAGGAAGUUCUCUCAAAAACCUUCUAAUUCUGGCUUGCUUCUUCUUCCUCCUCCUGCUCCGCCUCCUCCUUCCGCCAUCCCCCCGCCGCCGCCCACUUCCGCCACCAUUUCUCCUCCGCUUUCAGACUCAUCGUCAUCAGGAACAGAGUCGAGCGAGAAGAAAGAGAAGAUUGAAGCAAAGAGAAGGAAAAUGGGAGAUAAUAUCGGAAGAAGUAUUGAGAGGAGCAUUUCAGCGUUGACUCAAACACUACACAGUUGCGAGGAGCAGAGGGAAAUUCAACACCAACAGCUUAUGGAACUUCGAAAACGCCGCCUUCAAAUUGAAGAGACCCGCAACCACAUUCACCGCCAAGGCAUCGCCGAUCUCGUCGCCGCCGUCGCCAACCUCUCUGCGGGGAUGAAUAAUAGAACAGCAAGACCAGAAGAAUAUGGAUGUUUAUAUAGUGGAGAAGAGGUGAGAAUAUUGAAAGAGCAAAAUGAAGCAAUGCAAGCUGAGCUUAUGAAUGUGAAGAGUGAGCUUUCCCAACUUAGAGAUCAAAUGCCUUCUCUCAUGCAAACCAUGAUGCACAAUAUGAUUCAUAACAUCCAACCUCCUCCUCCUACUUCCAUGGACCCAUCUGGAUCAGGUGGAGAUGCUUAAAAAUGAUCCAUCUCCAUGGUUGAUAAUUGGUUAUUAAUUUUAAUCACAAAAUUUAGUACAAUUGAUUAUUGUUUCAUGUGGAAUUUAAUGAUCAUUUUGUAAAACUUGUUUAAUAUAAUUUAUUAUUUUUCUAUGUG
Molecule: messenger RNA, 1436 nt
Organism: Benincasa hispida (wax gourd)
Lineage: Eukaryota; Viridiplantae; Streptophyta; Magnoliopsida; Cucurbitales; Cucurbitaceae
Source: RefSeq, a predicted model, not a curated record